Messenger RNA from Lachancea fermentati, 924 nucleotides. The record is from the annotation of a GenBank genome assembly. NCBI's taxonomy places the organism in Eukaryota, Fungi, Ascomycota, Saccharomycetes, Saccharomycetales, Saccharomycetaceae.
AUGAGCUUUCUAGCCAAGUUAUCUCAGCUUAAGAAACCCGUAACAGAGCGGAAUACCAAAAAGGUUGAAAAGAAUAUCUCAAAUGAAUUGUCUGUUGACCCGCUGAGAAGCGAGUCCAACCUUCUGCCGAAGAACUAUGUUAGAGAAGAGGAUCCAGCAGUACGGAGGUUGAAGGAACUUAGACGACAAGAGCAACUAAAAAAAGGUGCAAACAAACCAAAGCCGCCUGCGCCGUCCAACAAACGUAGAAGGCGUGAUGAUGAGCCCAUGGCAACUGAGGCAAAAUUUAAGCGGAAAAUUGGAGCAAAUGAUAAGAAACCUGUAACUCCUCUCACUCGAAGAGAACCACUUAAAAAGUUAAGUUUUGAAGAGUUGAUGAAGGAGGCUGAAGAAAAGGCAAAAAAUAAAUCAGCUAGUCCGGAAUCUUUUGCUCCUAAUCAUAAGAAUGCUCGAAAACCUCCCUUACAAAAACCAGGUUUUAAAUCUGGAAAAUCCAAAGUGCGAACACAAGCUAAUCAAACACCACCUAGCAUUAAAAAGGAAACGAAGCCUAAGAUCAAGGUACCUUUAGCUAAGGCAGCCUUGGCACAGCCUAGCGAAAAGUUACGCAAGAAACUAGAUUUGAUAAAAAAAAGUCGUCGUGAUCAGGGUUACGAGGAUGACGGAAACCUCGAUGACUUUAUUGAUGACGAUGAAGAGGAGCUUGAUUAUGAUAGAGAUGAAAUAUGGGCAAUGUUCAACAAAGGCAGAAAAAGAGCUGAGUAUCAAUACAGUGAUGAUGAGUCUGAUAUGGAGGCCAAUGAACUUGAAAUAUUUGAGGAAGAAGAAAAAGCAAGUAGAAUGGCUAGAUUAGAAGACAAGAGGGAACAGCAGUGGCUAAAAAAGCAUGAAGAGGAAAAGAGAAGAAGGAUGAAUCGCAAAUAA